UUGGUAUUUGUUCUUUCUGGUGAAUUGUAUGUUUUCUAAUUUUGUCUUUACAUGCAGAUUGCCUAAAGAUCAAAGGUAGUAAUGAGAAAUCAUACAGCAGUAACAACUUUCAUCUUGCUGGGACUUACUGAUGACCCACAGCUGCAAGUUCUGGCUUUCAUCUUUUUAUUUCUGACGUAUAUUCUGAGUGUAACCGGAAACCUGACCAUUAUCAUUCUUACUCUCACGGAUUCCCACCUUAAAACACCUAUGUAUUUUUUCCUCCGAAACUUCUCCUUCUUAGAAAUCUCUUUCACAACGGUCUGUAUUCCCAGAUUCCUGUACAGUAUAUCAAUUGGGGAUAAUACCAUUACUUAUAAUGCGUGUGCCAGUCAAAUAUUUUUUUUUGGACUCUUUGGGGCCACAGAGUUUUUUCUCCUGGCUGCCAUGUCCUAUGACCGCUAUGUGGCCAUCUGCAAACCCCUCCAUUAUAUGACCAUCAUGAACAGCAGAGUCUGUACUGUCCUUGUCCUCUGCUGCUGGAUCUCUGGGUUGAUGAUCAUCAUCACACCACUCGGUAUGGGCCUGCAGCUGGAAUUCUGUGACUCCAAUGCCAUUGAUCAUUUUGGCUGUGAUGCAGCUCCUCUUUUUAAGAUUUCAUGCUCAGAUACAUCGCUCUUAGAACACGUGGUUAUAAUUUGUGCAGUAUUGACAUUCAUUAUCACACUCAUAGGCGUGGUUCUUUCUUACAUAUAUAUCAUCAAGACAAUACUAAGAUUCCCAUCUACUCAGCAAAGGAAAAAAGCUUUUUCAACGUGUUCUUCUCACAUGAUCGUUGUUUCCAUCACCUAUGGUAGCUGUAUCUUCAUCUAUAUCAAACCUUCAGCCAAAGAGGAUGUGGACAUUAAUAAAGGGGUAUCCGUGCUCACUACAUCUGUUGCUCCUUUGUUAAACCCCUUCAUUUAUACCUUGAGAAAUAAGCAGGUAAAACAAUCUUUCAAUGAUAUGGUUAAAAAAAUUGCAUUUAUUUUCACAAAAGUAAGAGCACACUGAAUUUG
Molecule: messenger RNA, 1037 nt
Organism: Loxodonta africana (African savanna elephant)
Lineage: Eukaryota; Metazoa; Chordata; Mammalia; Proboscidea; Elephantidae
Product: olfactory receptor 6C2-like
Exons: 1
Coding region: 82-1032 (316 amino acids)
Biological process (GO): G protein-coupled receptor signaling pathway
Cellular component (GO): membrane
Molecular function (GO): G protein-coupled receptor activity; olfactory receptor activity
Source: RefSeq, a predicted model, not a curated record